ACACACACACACACAGAAACCUCUCUCUCUCAUCUUGUCAUAAAAAAAAGUACUCAAAAGAAAAUACUCAAACAGAAGAGAACAAGCACAACACAAGAAAGAUAAAAACAACACCCAAUCAAAAAAGUGAAACCCUUUCCCCUCCAAAAGCUGUCACAUUUUAUAUAUUUAUAUUGUUCACUUUACAGACAUGGUGAAACUUGUCAAAACCCAAGAAACUUUUUGUUGUGUGUGAGUGUGUGUAUCUAUACAUAUACAUAUAGAUAUAGUGAUAGAUGGUUGUAUAGAAUGAGAUGGAUGGUAUUUUGGGGAAUGGGGAUUUUGGAUCCACAAAAAAAAGCAAGUGGUGGAAUAAGAACUAAACAAGCUGGUAGAGCUUCUUGCAGGGCUAGUUAGAAGCUUACACUUGCACUUUUUUUUUUAUAAGAAAAAUAAGAAGCUUUUUUAUUUUUUAUAAAGUAUAAUAUAAUAGUGAUACUAAUAAUGGGUUAUUUGCUAAAAGAAGCACUUAAAACACUAUGUGGUGUUAAUCAGUGGUGUUAUGCUAUUUUUUGGAAGAUUGGCUGCCAAAACCCUAAGCUUUUAAUAUGGGAAGAAUGUUAUUAUGAACCUAUCAUUUAUUCCAAUAGUGGGCAUGGAAUGCAAGCCACAAACAAAGUUCACUUGCUUGUGACCAAAAUGAUGAAAGACAACUACAUCAAUCUUUUAGGGGAAGGAUUAGUUGGAAGGGUUGCAUUUACUAGAAAUCAUCAAUGGAUUGUCUCCGAUAACAAAAUGCUAGUUCAUCCCUCCGAGGUAUCAAAUGAGGUUUCUACCCAAAUCUCUGCUGGCAUUCAGACAAUAGCAGUCAUUCCUGUUCAUCCUCAUGGGGUUGUUCAACUUGGUUCAUCCUCAGCUAUUAUGGAGAAUAUUGGAUUUGUGAAUGAUGUGAAGAGUUUAAUUUCUCAACUUGGAUGUGUUCCUGGUGCAUUAUUAACAGAUAUCUACAUGAAAAAUGAAGAUGUUAUGGAGCCUACUCCAUAUACUCAGGAACCUAUCUGCCAUAGGAAUUCUAUUUUUGCGCAUUCAUCAGGAAAAUCUAAAGUGACAGACGGUACACUUUUUAUACCAGACAGCUGCAAUAAUCAGGGCUACAGCCACUCACCUCAGGCUUCCGGAAGCAGUGGACAUACUUCUCUCUCCUUUGGCAGGUGUGUUGGAGAUAACCAAGUGGCUAAAGGUUCAACACUUGCAAACUCUAAAGUUUGUCAUCAAACUUCUACAAAUUUUGAUAACAAAAUUGAUCAAACUGCUUUUGGCUCGUUCUCAGAAAAGUAUAACCUGUUUAAAUCAAUGGAACAAAACAUCUCAUCAGGUGCAUUUUUGGGAGAUCAUGCUGAUACUAUCAUCUCUCAAGUUGCAUGCUCAGAUCGACAACUUUUUACAGAUGCUCAUUUUUCCAGCACUCAUGUUGACACACAGCCCAAGCAAACUUCAAAUAAGGAUAAGUUAGAACAUGAACUAUUUCAAGCUCUUACAAUGUCCUCAGAAGAAGCAUGUCUAAAACCUCCAUCAAGAGAUGACUUAUUUGAUAUUGUGGGUAUGGAUUUUGAAAACAAAGUCUUUGGCGGAAGUCGGAAUAACUUUGUUAAUAAUGGGGUUGAAUCAAACCUGUUGGGUUUUAGAAAGGAUAGUAUGGAUUUAGAGCUAAUUUCAGUUUAUGAAGGAGAAUCCGAUAGUGGUAUAUAUUCAUCUGCAACCAGUGACCAUCUUUUAGAUGCAGUCGUGUCUAAGGUUCAGUCAUCUUUGAAACCUAAUUCAGAUGAUAUGAUGUCAUACUCAUCAUUGACAAAAACCAGCAGCUCCUCUGCUCCUGUUAAUUGUUCAACAUCUGUUUGGGCUACUCAGGGUAUUAAUCUGAUGCAAAAAGAGCUGCUUGGCGUUCCCAAAUCUUUGAAAAGCACCGGGGUGACAAGUUCUUAUUCAUAUAAGGAAGAUGGGGGGAACUUUUCUGAUACUAGCUCCGUUAUUUCAUCCCAGAUUAGUUCUUGGGCUGACCAACGAAAUGAGCUGAAAAAGGAUAGUGGUGUUGGAUCUGGGAAUGCUAAGAAGACGGAUGAAAUCAGCAAAUCAAAUCGCAAGAGACUUAAACCUGGAGAUAACCCUAGACCUAGACCAAAAGACCGCCAGAUGAUCCAAGAUCGUGUAAAGGAAUUAAGAGAAAUUGUCCCGAAUGGUGCCAAGUGUAGCAUUGAUGCUUUGCUCGAACGCACAAUCAAGCACAUGCUUUUCUUGCAAAAUGUUACAAGGCAUGCAGACAAGCUAAACAAAAUGGGGGAUUCAAAGAAUGUUAGCAAGGACGGUGGACUUUUGUUAAGGGACAACUUUGAAGGAGGAGCAACAUGGGCAUACGAGGUUGGUUCGCAAACAAUGGUCUGUCCUAUUAUAGUUGAGGAUCUGAAUUCGCCUCGCCAAAUGCUUGUGGAGAUGCUUUGUGAAGAAAGAGGUUCAUUCUUAGAGAUAGCAGAUAUUAUUAAAGGGUUGGGGUUGACAAUCUUGAAGGGGGUGAUGGAGUCACGUAAUGACAAGAUAUGGGCACACUUUACUGUAGAGGCUAACAGGGACGUGACACGAAUGGAAAUAUUUCUCUCACUUGUAAGCCUCUUUGACCAAGCUUCUAAGAAUGGUGCUGAUUGCAGCGGGAAUGUGAAUGUUCCAGUUCAUGAACAAUCUUUUCCUCAAAUGGCCACAAACGCAGUGAGUGUUGGACCACGUAGUAUACAGUAAUCCCACCAUGCGGCUAGGAUAUGUUGAGAGCAGCUCUGCCAUGACCGACAUUGAUCACAGCCUUGUUUUGUUGAUGGUUACAAAAGUGUUGUAUGUUAUUAGCUGGCCUUUUGAUUGACUAGCGUUUUUUGCUUACAGAAAUAUGUGUAGUUGCUCAGAGCUUCAAUGUCUAUGUAGCCUACUCUUGGUAAUGUAUUUAUCAUGUGUUCAUUGCUUCUUCUGUAUGAAAAUAGUUUUUUGCUGUAUGUUUUUUCUA
Erigeron canadensis is the source of this 3022-nucleotide messenger RNA. RefSeq names its product transcription factor LHW. Gene Ontology annotation, molecular function: DNA-binding transcription factor activity; protein dimerization activity. Gene Ontology annotation, biological process: regulation of DNA-templated transcription. The transcript is spliced from 11 exons. Bases 484 to 2766 code for a protein of 760 amino acids. The record is from RefSeq and is a predicted model, not a curated record. Lineage: Eukaryota; Viridiplantae; Streptophyta; Magnoliopsida; Asterales; Asteraceae.